Molecule: messenger RNA, 673 nt
Organism: Oreochromis aureus
Lineage: Eukaryota; Metazoa; Chordata; Actinopteri; Cichliformes; Cichlidae
Gene: mrpl20
Product: mitochondrial ribosomal protein L20
Exons: 4
Coding region: 156-605 (149 amino acids)
Biological process (GO): ribosomal large subunit assembly; translation
Cellular component (GO): ribosome
Molecular function (GO): rRNA binding; structural constituent of ribosome
Source: RefSeq, a predicted model, not a curated record
AAUUGAACGUACCCAGAGUGCGCCUCGGUUUGUCGACGUGCGGCGUGCGGAGUUAUUGAGCUCUCAUAACACCGAGAGUGCUUGGUUGGAGGUCACUUAUUACGUGUUUAUUCUUUUAAAAGUGGACACUACGGUGAGGUGACGGGAGGACUGAAAUGGUGUUUCUGACGCUCUCUUGUUGGAUCAGAAGCCGAGGACCCGACAGAUACUGGAAGGUCCAGGAGGUCCUCAAGCAUGCACGGCACUUCAGAGGCAGGAAGAACCGCUGCUACAGCCUGGCCGUGCUGGCUGUCAGGAGGGCGUUCGUGUACGCCACCAAAGCUCGGAAACUCAAGAAGCGCAACAUGAGGACGCUCUGGAUCUCACGGAUUGCUGCAGCAACACGAGAGCACGGCAUGAAAUAUCCCGCCCUCAUGCACAAUCUGACUAAGAGCAGCGUCCAGCUCAACCGUCGCGUCAUCAGUGAUCUGGCCAUCACAGAGCCUCGGUCGUUCCUCUCACUUGCAAAACUGGCAAGGGCUCGGCAACAAGAAGGCUUCAGGGCAGCACUGGGUGACGGCAAAGAGCCUUCUGGUGUGCUCUCCCGUGUCGUUAUGCUGCAGUAAAGGUUUUUUUUGUUUUGUUUUUUUUUGGGGGGGGGGGUUUAAAGAACAGCGUUCAUUAAAAAAACAAA